Molecule: messenger RNA, 1855 nt
Organism: Peromyscus maniculatus bairdii (prairie deer mouse)
Lineage: Eukaryota; Metazoa; Chordata; Mammalia; Rodentia; Cricetidae
Gene: Saraf
Product: store-operated calcium entry associated regulatory factor
Biological process (GO): regulation of store-operated calcium entry
Cellular component (GO): endoplasmic reticulum membrane
Source: RefSeq, a predicted model, not a curated record
UGACGUCAGGGUGGCGCAGGUCGCAGAACGGUCGCGCCGCGCCGCCGUCCGUCGGUUUCUCUCUCGGUCGCGGGUUCCCCGGGGUCGCCGCGCAGCGGCGGGAGCACUUCCGCAGCGGACCUCGGGCCGCCGAGCGCCGUCUUCACCCAGCGCCAUGGCCGUGGUCGCUGUCGGCCGCCCGGGAGUCGCGCGCCGCCCGCUGUUGCACCUGCUGUCCUUCCUGCUAGUGGCCGGCCCCGCGCUGUGCUGGAACGACCCUGACAGGAUACUGUUGCGGGACGUGAAAGCUCUCACCCUCCACUAUGACCGCUACACCACCUCCCGGAGGCUGGACCCUAUUCCUCAGCUCAAGUGUGUUGGAGGCACAGCCGGCUGUGAUGCCUAUACCCCCAAAGUGAUCCAGUGCCAGAACAAAGGCUGGGACGGCUAUGACGUGCAGUGGGAAUGUAAGACCGACUUGGAUAUUGCAUACAAGUUUGGAAAAACUGUGGUGAGCUGUGAAGGCUACGAGUCCUCCGAAGACCAGUAUGUCCUCAGGGGUUCCUGCGGCUUGGAGUACCACUUGGAUUACACAGAGCUGGGCCUGAAGAGGCUGAAGGAGUCUGCAAAGCACCAGGGCUUCUCUGAUUAUUACCACAAUCUGUACUCCUCCGAUUCCUGUGGCGUUAGCGGGCUGGUUACCAUUGGAGUGCUCCUUGCUCUGGCCUUUGUGGUUUAUAAACUGUUCCUCAGUGAUGGCCAGGCCUCUCCUCCACCCUACUCCGAGUACCCUCCAUAUUCCCAGCGCUAUCCGAGGUUUACCAAUGCUGCAGGAGCACCUCCGCCAGGCUUUAAGUCUGAGUUCACAGGACCACAGAAUCCUGGCUUUGGGAGUGCUUUCACAGGACAAGGCUGUGACAGUUCAGGGCCGGGGUUCUGGACUGGCGUGGGUGCCGGAGGACUGUUAGGGUAUUUGUUCGGGAGUAACAGGGCGGCGACCCCCUCGUGGUACUACCCAUCUCACCCUCCGUCAUACUCUGGCGCCUGGAAUAGUCAUACCUACUCACCACUGGGUGGGGGUGCGGGGACUUAUUCUGCACCCUCAAGCUCCAAUGCAGACUGCAGAACCAGAACAGCAUCAGGAUAUGGCGGCACCAGAAGGCGGUAAAAUAGGAAGUUGGAGGCAAACAUUGGAUGCAGCGUUUCUGAUUGUCGUUACCAUCUCUUUAACACCUGGAUAAUGGGAAUACCCAACAGUUGUGUGGUGUUUUGUCCUUGUAUAGCUUUUCCUGUCCUGUUGUUUGUGGCCAAGAGUUGAUAUGUGACAGAGUGCUUACGUUGUGUGUGUUAGUGUAGUGUGCCGUUCAAAGUGACGGCUACGGUGGGAUGCCGAAAUUGUCCUGCUUGUUCCUAAAGCCUGUGAUACCAGAGGGGGCAUUAAGGAUGUAGAAUCCCCUCCCAGAAACUGAGCACAGCCAGCUUGAGCCGAGGCGCCUUCAGUUGAUGAGUCCUCCCCUCAGAGAAACAGCAAUCCUCUAUUUGGUAUUAAAACAUUUGGCGUUUGCUGUUCUUCAGACACUUAAGCCCAGCACUGGGCCACUAAUCACACUGAUUUGUGGGUUCCAGUCACUUGACUGGCAGAGCCCAGACCCCUCCUGUGGUGGUGAGUGUGUCUGUUAAAUGCUCUUGACCUUUCAACUGUGCUCACAGAGAGCUUGAAAUCACUAGAUUUUCAGUUUUCAGGUGAUAACAUUCAGAUGCUUCAGAAACAGUUUUUCAGUAGGAAGAGCAUGUCGUUCUCUGUAUGGUCUUAAGCUGUCGGGUGUUGUUGUAACAGUCUGUUUCAGCUUUACGUUAAAUGACAAUAAAUUAAAAA